Messenger RNA from Gopherus flavomarginatus (Mexican gopher tortoise), 2795 nucleotides. Its product is annotated as gasdermin-C2-like. The record is from RefSeq and is a predicted model, not a curated record. The coding region runs from base 174 to 1538 and encodes 454 amino acids. The transcript is spliced from 11 exons. NCBI's taxonomy places the organism in Eukaryota, Metazoa, Chordata, Testudines, Testudinidae.
GUCACUACUUGGUGAUUUAAAUUGCAGUGGCAGAAGUUCGCUGGUGGGAACAUAUUGGACAGUCUGGUGCCAUCACACGUCUCCUCUCCUCACAGUUAAAACAAUUGGGAAUUUUCUCCGCAUACAGGACAAGUGAAGCGUGAGAGUCCAGAUUUGGCUACAAGUGGCUGGAAAUGUUUGCUAGAGUGGCCAAGCAGCUCACACAAGAGCUGGACUCUGACGGGAGGCUCAUUCCUAUAUCCAGCUUGGCUAGUGCCGAUCGUUACAGACUCUUCUCUUUGGUCAUGAAGGAAGAGUCCAAGCUGCCUUGGCAACCCAGAAAAUAUCUCGCCACCCCCUACAAACUUACAGAUGUAUUCAAAGAAGGAACAACUAUGGAUGCAGAGGUGAAAUAUGAUGAUCUGUUAGGAUACUCCGAGACCACAGACCAGAAUGCAGGAGGAAAGCUCAGCCUUAAGUUACAGACCACUGAGGUGGACUUUGGUGGCUCAGGGAAGAGUUCAUUCUCUGUCUCUCAGAUAUCCGUGAGAAAAGCCUAUGUGGUUGAAAAAGGGCAGUGGAAAAUUGACACAUCGCACAAGUUCAUAAAAGAAUUUUCAGGCUCCCCUAGGAGGAAGUUGUAUGUCGUGACUGAGGCUUUUGAGAUAAAGGAAGCAUUGCUCAUUGAGAAGACGAGCCAGGGAGGAGGCAAAGUCAUGAUUACAGCAGGGGAAAUAGGUGGAAUACAGGGGCGGGGCAAGAGCAUUAAAAAGAAGAUGAUGUUGAUUCCUCAGGGCACAGUGCUGGCAUAUGUCGUACAACCCCUGAAUAUCCAGAAGGAAAGAACUUUCUGUGCCAGGGCGGAUUUACAAAACUGGAAAUCUUCGUUUGUUUCUGAUGGCUUCAAGGAUAAGUCAGAGCCUUCACUAACAGUAUUUCAGGAGGUGAAGGGCACCAUCAAAAGAGAAUGUGAGCCGCUGAUGUCUCUGAGUCAGGAUUUCAGGAUCAAACUGCUGGGAACCUUUAAGAGUUUUCUGCAGGAUGGCGAUGUUAUAUCAGAUGUUAAAACUGUGCUGGAGCUGUUCUUGGCAGGGGGUCAACCUAAGCACUCAAUGCUGGACUCAUUGGAUAAAAUUCUCUGGCCUCAGGUGGAAAAUUUGCUUCAUGAUUUAGGAGUUUUCUGUGAGAAUCAGAGAGAAGAAGCCCCUUCAUUAUUGCAACCGGUACACUUCCUGUGUUCUUCUUUAGAAGAUCUGGACGUUAGAGUGCUGCCCCUACUUGUGACCUGCAUAGAGAAGAACAUGAUGGCCAAGCAGCUUGUGCUGAUGAAAGACGUCUUGGAGUGGGGGCUUCUUUCCAGUGACGAAGAAAGCAUCUUCAGCCUGGCCUCUUCUCUGCCAGAAGAAGAAAAGAACGUAACUGCAGAAAUGAUGGACAUGUGCGGACUGAUUCCACAGACAGACAGACCUUCUCUCACCUACCUGUGGAAUAAGGAAGCCCAAUCAAACCUAACUGUACUGUAUGCAGCCUUGUAUGCUUUGUGGAUUCUAACUGAGUGAUACCAGUUUAAGUGGGAGGGUGUAAAUAUAAAAAAUGUGGAUCAACAAAGAGCUACAAAUCAUCCCCCUAAAGCAGGGUUGGGCAAAUUACAGCCCGCGAGCCACAUCUGGUCUGUCAGACCAUUUAAUCCAGUCCUCGGCUCCCGCUGGGGAGCGGGGUCUGGAGCUUGCCCUGCUCCCGCCCUCCAGCAAGGGAACAGGGUUGAGUGCUUUCCCCACUCCGCUGCCCCAUCUGCAGGCCCCGUCCCCACAACUCCCAUUGGCCACGGUUCCCGGCCAAAGGAGCUGCAGGAGUGGCCCCUGUGGAUGGGGCAGCGCACAGAGCCGCCUGGCUGUGCCUCGCAGCUGGAGGUGGGACAUGCUUCUGGGAGCUGUUUGCUGUAAGUGUCGCCCGGAGCCUGCAUUCCUGAGGCCCACUGCCCCUCAAUCCCCUGCCACAGCCCUGAUCCCCCUCCCGCCCUCCGAACCCCUUGAUCCCAGCCCAGGGCCCCCUCCUGUACCCCAAACUCCUCAUCCCCAGCCAGAGCCCUCACCCACCACCUGCCCCAUCUCUGAUCCUCCUCCUGCCCUCCAAACCCAUUGGUCUCAGCCCGGAGCAUUGUCCUGCACCCCAAAACUCUCAUCCCCAGCCCCACCCCAGAGCCCGCACCUCCAGCCGGAGCCCUCACACCCCUUCCCUGUAAACCAACCCCCUGCCCCAGCCCUGAUCCCCCUCCCACUCUCCAAACCCCUCGGUCCCAGCCUGAAGACCCAUCCUGCACCUCAAACCCCUCAUCCCCAGCCCCACCCCCAGAGCCCUACCCCCCUGCACCCCAACCCAGAGCCCCCUCCCACACCCUGAACUCAUUUCUAGCCCCACCCCAGAGCUCUCACUCCCAGACGGAGCCCUCAUCCCUUCCCAUACCCUUACCCCCUAUUUUGUGAGCAUUCAUGACUCGCCAUACAAUUUGACCCUCAGGCCAAAAGGUUUGCCCACCCCUGCCCUAAAGCAUGAUAUUCAUUAGGGUCACUUGAAAUAUCUGUCCAGGAGCAGCUCAAGGCUAAAAGUCUCUUCUGGGGUACUCAUUAGGAAAAUAAACUGAUUUCUAGGGGCUACACCUGCCAUCCAUCUUUAAGCAGAACUCACCAUUGAUCUCAGUGGGAAAUUUUGCUUAAAUGUGGAUGGCACAGUCAGGGCCGGCUCUAGACAUUUCGCCGCCCGAAGCACGGCAGCAUGCUGCGGGGGGCACUUUGCCGGUCACCGGUCCCACAGCUCCG